GUUUCAAGUGGAAGAGAUGAUGGUAGAGACUGAGAAACAGAACAGCGAACGACCACAAAUUUAGAGGGAGUGAGGUUGAUGUCAGCAUUCUGCUAAACACAGCGCAUGUACACAUUAGAUGGGGAAGAUGUUGUGAAAGAGGGAGAGGAAGAGAGAAAGUCGUUGAGUUUUAGCAGAGGAUUGCGAGAGAGGAGGGGUGUGAUGCAAAAAAAGACACGAUCACAAAAUACAACAAACACAGACCUGAAGAUCUGGAAAGAGAGUAGCAACCGAAACAUCAAACCCUGCAGAUUUCCAAUGGAAGGGUGGUGCCAUUUUAAGCAGCCCGGCUGUGUGUGCUAAGCCCAGCAUCGCCUGUCCACCGAGCUGGGGGCGAUGAGGGGGUGGGAGGACCAGGAAGAUGCUUCUGACAGCAGGUGCACUAGGCCUCCUGGUGAGCUGGCGAACGGAAGCGACGUCGCCCCAGGCGGGCCCCUCACUUUGCUGGACAGGCUGCGACUCUGCCAGUCGGCCUGGGCCCCUGGGAGCCCCUGGGGCCGAGACGGGGCCUUCGCUGCUCUUUGGGGGCGACUGCCUGGGAGUUUCCUGGUGCUGAGCGACUCGUCCUCCCAGCCGCAGCUACUGUGUUUGUCUGUAGGCGGCAGCGAUCAGCCAGUGAGGGAUUUCCCCAUCCAGCGCACCGGUGCAGUGUUCCACCUUCCAGAGUCUCACCUGGGUUUCUCAGACCUGGUUCAACUGGUUGCCUUCUACAGUCUGUGCAGGGAUGUUUUGCCACUCUGCCUGUUCCUUCCACCCUGUAUGUACAGCCUCACUGAGCAGCCAGGCCAGGACAUGUCUCUUCUGGGACCCAAGUUCUGGCUGUGCCCCUCCCCUGAUCAAAAGCUUGAUGACAUGUCCAUGAGGUCUACUGGAAUCACCAUGUGCUCCAUCCAGGUGACCUCAGCCAGUGGCGCGCUCUGCAUCAUCAAUCCGCUCUACCUCCACGAGCACGGAGAUGACUGGCUGAGGCCGGCACCGCGCUCCCAAUCCAGCCCCUCGGGUGCCAGCCAAACAGCCAAUCACAAGCGAGAAAGGCGACUGAGCACAACCAGACCAUGGGGAGGGGCGGGGCUACGUAGACUGAGAGGCCUCUCAUUGGACCAGGAACUCCAUGACACGCCUCCAGAUGGUUCAAUGUCUCCCAGUGUCCCGCCCCCUGCCUCCCCCUCUGCCCCAGGGGGUGUGGUGCUCCGGAGGGCCAGUCAGCCUGCUGUCUGUGACUCAUUCAAGAGGCGGAGCGAAGGGGCCCUCCCUGUGGACCCCAGACGCUUCAGUGACACCCCUCAGUCCCCGCACCGCGUUUCGUGGAUUGAGGAAGGGGUGUGGCUUUCACCCCCUCCUCCCCCUUCAAUGCUCCACCCCCCUUGCCUGGAGCUGGACUCCCUGUCCAUCAGCAGCCUGGAGGAGGAGCCGGACACCGCCCACAGCCCCGCCCUCAGCCCCGCCCUCAGCCCCGCCCAGCACCACACGCACCGCCUCCCGCUGGUCCUGGCCGACAAGAUGAAGAACCGCCUCUCGGCCGUGGGGCAAGCCUUCGGCGGGCUGGUGUCGCCACAGAAACGGCUGAACAAGCGGGUGCAGGAGCUGAGCGAGCGGAAGGGCGGGGCCUUCGCCGAGGCGGUGCGGGCCUUCGUGGGGCACACGCUGGGGGGCGACGCCCACAGCCACCCCUCCGCCACCGAGAUGCUGCAGGAGGUGCGCAGCACCCUCACCAGGCUGAAGGAGGCGCUGUUCGACUGCCUGGAGAUACAGGUUCUCAUAGACGGCCUGGGAGACGUGUCGGACUGGGAGCUGGAUGCUAUGGUAGAGGGCUCCUUGCACAAGGCGACCCUCAAGCCGGUGUCCACGCACCUGUACACCUGCCUCCGGGAGUACCGCAGCCGCGACGGCAGCCUGCGGCAGCUCCGGGACAACCAGCAGGCCCUGGAGGCGCAGGACCCGAAGGGCCUGGGCGGGACGGCGGGGGCGGGCGUGCCGGACCCCGUCACCCUGGAGAGGAUCCAGCAGCGCUGGGCCUCCAUGCAUGAGGCCUACUCCCCGAGCAAGAAGGUGCAGAUCUUGCUGAAGGUCUGCAAGAGCAUCUACCACAGCAUGAGCGCCAACGCCAGCUCAGGGGCAGUGUUUGGGGCAGAUGACUUCCUCCCGUGCCUGACCUGGGUGUUACUGCGCAGUGAUCUCACCUCUCUGCAGCUGGACACAGAUUAUAUGAUGGAGCUGCUGGACCCAACGCAACUGCAGGGGGAAGGCGGGUACUACCUGACGUCUCUGUACGCCUCCCUGUUCUACAUCAGCAGCUUCCAACCUCGCCUGGCCACCCGCCAGCUCAGCGUCGAGGCCCAGCAGUCCCUCAGCCGAUGGCAUCGCAGACGGACCCUGCACUGCAACCAAUCGCGACGGGGCAAGACCAGGAGGACUAUUCGGAGGCAUGUGCACAGUGAAGGGGCGGGCCCUCGGAGGGAGGUGGGGCCAGCUGAUGAGGACAUGCCCGGGGAUGCGAGGGGAGGGGCUGGGACAGAGGCGCCCUCUGGGGGCGGGGCAGGGGCGUCGCUCCCCACUGCUCCGGAGGGGCUGGAGGUCCUGGGGGAGGAAGAGGGCUGCCGAGAGGCCCCCAGGACAGGAAGCAGGGCAGGAACAGCGGAGCCAGUGGUCUGUCCCCCCGAGGGUGGGCAGGGGGAGCAGGGGUCGGCUCGGGAGGGCAGGGGCAUUCCAGAAACGGCCGAAAAACAUGAGAAAGAGAGGAGCGAAGGGAGAGAAGGAGAGAAGGAGGAAGGGAGAUUCCGGGAGGAGGGGUUCGCUGACUGUCUGUGGGACGGGGGGACAGGGGUCCGGGGUCAAGCACAGGUCCCACAAAACCCACGGACUACAUCAGAGAAUCUGCUCGGUUGGGAGUGAUUGCAGCUGGGUGAGAGGAGUCGUGGGCUGGCCUUCCAGCUGCUGGGACACCAUAGAGAGCAGCAGGGGUUAGAGCUGCCUACACAGCCCCCUGUGAGGAGCCACAGCUGAGUGGCUGUCUGGGCUUGGGGGCCUAACCAAUCAGAGGAGGGCCCUGCUGGGAGACGUGCAAGGGGGUGGAGCUCGUGACCACAGAGAUGGAGCUGGAAGUCGUGAUGUCACAGAGAGCAUUCCUGUGGGGUUCUCAGUCCCAAGACAGUGGCUCAGACCAGCACUGCUGUAGGCCAUUUCAGAAACCUUCCCUCAGAAAAGCUAGAGAAGAUAGACAGACAGGGGUAAAUAAUCAUAGAAAUUGGGUAAAUAUUUACAUUCUUAAAACAUGAUGGAUGACAGUCGAUCCUUUUAUGUGUAUGUACUGUAUGCAUGUAUGAUUGAAAUGAACGCACAUGUAGAACUGCAUACAUUAUGUUCCAAGUAAUUUCAUAGAUUAUAUGUACCUCUUCUGCAUACACCCAUUGCUUAUUGGAAUAUGUACAUCAUAUAUAUCAGUUGAAUUUUGGAUUAAUAGCAAUUAUUUCAGAUAUUUGCAUAAAUUAGCUUAAUGUCUGUAUUUCUCAUGGUAAGAAAAUGCUAAUUAAUUUCACUGAGUGUGUUUCAAUGAAUGUAAAACCGUUUAAAAGCAAACACCAUUCGAUGUGGCAGUAUAGACUGAGUAAAAAAUUUUGUAUUCAUAUUACAAUACUAGUUACACUUUUUUUACCUUUAUGAUGAAAAAUAAUAACCUUUUCUAACAGGCUUCAGUUGCUGGGGGAAGGUUAUGGAGAUAAUAUGCUGUAAUCUAUAAACUUUUUAUAGGAUGAAUUUAAAGUAUAUCUGGUUGCCUUGUGACCGUGAAUAUCUUAGCUGAAAGGAUGUUAGACUUUUAGUCUGAACUAUUAGUCUGACAAACUGGAUGUGCUGUCUCUGGAUAACUAUUGCUGCUGGUUGUGAGAGUAUUAACAUUAAUAUCAUUCAGAUUUUUUUUUCACAAGCAAAGCUUUAUUCAUUCUUAAGAGCACUUAAGUACAUUAUGUGCUCAAAGUCCUGCACUUAGAUUCAUAUAUUCCAAUUAUAAUGGCUUAUAUAUAAUGUAUAUCGUAAUAUAUUUUUGAUUAGACCUGUGUGAUUGUAUUAUAGACAUUUCUCAAUUGUGGAAAUGUAUUUUGAACUUUAUUGUCGGUCUAAUUUACAGCCUCCAAACCUUACCAGAUGCUCGCAAUUAUAAUAUUUAUGUGUUUUUCCAA
Messenger RNA from Anguilla anguilla (European eel), 4214 nucleotides. RefSeq names its product Ras and Rab interactor-like (gene rinl). Bases 376 to 2931 code for a protein of 851 amino acids. The transcript has 12 exons. Gene Ontology annotation, cellular component: cytosol; endocytic vesicle. The record is from RefSeq and is a predicted model, not a curated record. Gene Ontology annotation, biological process: vesicle-mediated transport. Lineage: Eukaryota; Metazoa; Chordata; Actinopteri; Anguilliformes; Anguillidae. Gene Ontology annotation, molecular function: guanyl-nucleotide exchange factor activity; small GTPase binding.